GCAUUACUUGUCGCCAUAUAAUACCUACAUAUGUAGUAGUACCAAGUACCUAACUACAUAAUAAUACAUCAACGAUAUUAUUUACCACAAGUAAUCUCAACACAUCAUCAUACUCUUCAUGCUAGAGCCUCAAAUAUAGGUGUGAAUCAUGUUGGUGAAUGACCAUCUGAUGAGGCUCUCAUUACAAAACAAAACAAUUUGAUUUUGACCACGAGAAACUUUCAUUCAAUCCAUUCCAUUACAGUGCUGGCCACUCACUCAUAUACAUAUCUCAAUUCUUGAAGCCCAAGGGACAAAUCGCAUUUAGGUACCUACCUAAGGUUAUCUAAUACAUAGGAAAAGGAACAAGAAAAAGAAACAUCACAGACAAGGGGGGAAGAGAACAAGGAAAUAAACAACCAUGGCCUCUCAAGUAAAGAAGCUUGUCUCGCGGCCCUUCCCGCUGUUCGCCCUAGCGAGCAUCCUACGCGUCGUCAUGCUCGUGUACGGCCUAUGGCAGGACGCUAACUCGCCUCUCAAGUACACGGACAUCGACUAUCUCGUGUUCACUGAUGCCGCGCGCUUCACCUUCUCCUCCGCCUCCGCCUCGCCGUACACGCGCGAGACCUAUCGCUACACGCCCCUGCUCGCCUGGCUCCUGUACCCGACCACCUGGCCCGGCACCUUUUGGUUCUCCUUCGGCAAGGUCCUGUUUGCUGCCGCCGAUCUCCUGGCCGGCUACCUCAUCAUCCUCGUGCUGGAGGGCCCCCACGUGCGCAUGUCCACGGAGCGGGCGUGCAAGUAUGCGAGCAUAUGGCUGCUCAAUCCCAUGGUCGCAACGAUCAGCACGAGGGGUAGUUCGGAGGGACUGCUAGGCGUGCUGGUCAUGGGACUACUGUGGGCCGUGCUCGAGCGGAGGGUUACGCUCGCCGGCCUACUGUUGGGACUUGGUGUCCACUUCAAGAUCUAUCCCUUCAUCUACGCCCCCGCGAUCAUAUGGUGGAUGGAUGCGGAGCAGAUGAGCAGAACGGUGAGGGCCAAGAGCCAGCGGCGAAGGAGCAGUCAAGUCAUUCGGGAGCCCGCGCCACCCACGGGUGCUCUGGACCAGGUUGUGGCAUUCAUGACACCUGCUCGCAUCACCCUUGCCCUUGUCAGCCUAGCCACGUUCUUGGCCUUGAACCUCAUCAUGUACGCCCUUUACGGCAUGCCGUUCUUGACAAAUACCUUCUUCCACCAUGUCACCCGCAUCGACCAUCGUCACAACUUCAGCCCCUACAACAUUUUGCUGUAUCUUAGGUCGGCACAUCCGAGCUCCUCGUCCCUCAAGGUCGAAUCUGUAGCCUUUCUACCGCAGCUCUUAUUAUCGACGGUUCUUAUACCCUUUGUGGGUGCAAAGAAGGACCUACCAGCUACCAUGCUCGCACAGACGUUUGCUUUUGUGACCUUUAACAAAGUUUGCACAAGCCAGUACUUUCUCUGGUACAUGGUCUUCUUGCCUCUGUACCUACCUCACUCCUCACUCCUCCGCCGACCGGGUCUCGGUCUGUCGACCCUCGCACUCUGGGUUGCAACACAGGGACGGUGGCUGCAGCAAGCCUACAAUCUUGAAUUUCUCGGUCUAAGCACGUUCGUCUCGGGUCUGUGGACAUCAUCGCUAGCAUUCUUCUUGGUCAACUGUUGGAUCCUAGGGGUCAUCGUCGAGGACCUGGAUAGAGAGGCCUGGGUAUGAGAUGAAACGAGUUGCGUUUUGAGUUGGAUAACUAUAUAUAUGUGUGUGUGUAUGUGUGUAUGUGUGUGUGAGAGGGAGG
Messenger RNA from Hypoxylon fragiforme, 1787 nucleotides. RefSeq names its product glycosyltransferase family 50 protein. NCBI's taxonomy places the organism in Eukaryota, Fungi, Ascomycota, Sordariomycetes, Xylariales, Hypoxylaceae. Gene Ontology annotation, cellular component: membrane; glycosylphosphatidylinositol-mannosyltransferase I complex. Bases 401 to 1708 code for a protein of 435 amino acids. The transcript is spliced from 2 exons. Gene Ontology annotation, biological process: GPI anchor biosynthetic process. The record is from RefSeq and is a predicted model, not a curated record. Gene Ontology annotation, molecular function: alpha-1,4-mannosyltransferase activity; GPI mannosyltransferase activity.